AUGCUUACCAGAAUCUCCCGUUUGGCACCUGCUGCCCGAGGCUUUGCUACCUCCUCCGUCAACCGAUCCACAGCCGCCAUGGACUGGCAGGAUCCCUUCCAGCUGGACUCUCUUCUCACCGAGGACGAGAUUGCCGUGGCUGAGGCUGCUCGAGACUUCUGCCAGACAGAGCUCUACCCCAAGGUACUUGAGGGCUACCGAACCGAGGAGUUCCCCCGAAGCAUCAUGAAGCAGAUGGGUGAGGUUGGUCUGCUCGGAACAACCGUCAAGAGCCACGGAUGCCCCGGCAUGUCUUCUGUCGCUUACGGUCUCGUGGCCCGAGAGGUCGAGAGGGUCGACUCCGGCUACCGAUCUGCCAUGUCUGUGCAGUCGUCGCUGGUCAUGCACCCCAUUGAACAGUUUGGAUCCCAGGAGCAGAAGGACCGGUUCCUGCCCAAAUUGGCCUCCGGCGAGAUGAUCGGCUGCUUCGGUCUCACCGAGCCUAACCACGGUUCCGACCCUGGAUCCAUGGAGACCGUCGCCAAGAUGCACCCUACUAAGAAGGGCGUCAUUGUGCUCAAUGGAGCCAAGAACUGGAUCACUAACUCUCCUAUUGCCGAUCUCAUGGUUGUGUGGGCCAAGUUGGACGGUAAGAUCCGAGGCUUCCUUGUCGAGCGAUCUCAGGUCGCCUCCGGCCUCGCUACUCCCGCCAUCAAGAACAAGACCGCUCUGCGAGCCUCCAUCACCGGUAUGAUCCAGAUGGACGACGUUGAGAUCCCUGUGGAGAACAUGUUCCCCGAGGUGACCGGUCUCAAGGGCCCCUUCACCUGCCUCAACUCUGCCCGAUACGGUAUCGCCUGGGGAACCAUGGGCGCUCUGUCCGAGUCCAUCAAGCUCGCUCGAGAGUACUCUCUGGACCGAAAGCAGUUUAAGGGCCAGCCUCUGGCCAAGUACCAGCUCAUCCAGAAGAAGCUCGCUGACGCUCUGACCGAUGCCACCUACGGACAGGUCGCUGCCAUUCAGGUCGGCCGGCUCAAGGAUGCCGGCAAUUGUCCUCCCGAGCUCAUCUCCAUGAUUAAGAGACAGAACUGUGACCGAGCCCUCGCUGGCGCUCGAAACCUGAUGGAGAUCUUUGGCGGUAACGCUGCCUCUGACGAGUACCACAUUGGCCGAAUUGCCGCCAACCUGUGGGUUGUCCAGACCUAUGAGGGCCAGUCUGAUAUCCAUGCUCUCAUCCUGGGAAGAGCCAUGACCGGCGUCCAGGCUUUUGCUUAA
Messenger RNA from Yarrowia lipolytica CLIB122, 1254 nucleotides. NCBI's taxonomy places the organism in Eukaryota, Fungi, Ascomycota, Dipodascomycetes, Dipodascales. The record is from RefSeq and is a predicted model, not a curated record.